AUGAGAGCCGGCGCGCUCACUCUCUGGGCCCUCGGGGCGGUCGCCCAGGUGGCAGCAGCUUCUGACUUUCGAGAUUGGUACCCCGAGUACGGGUCCGUCUUCCAGACCAUCCUGGAGACGCACUGUUCGGCCGAGUAUGCCGCCUGGGUCGCGGGUUCGCCGGCACGUCCCGAAGACCACACGGCCAAUGGCACCACCUCGACAGGGCAGGCCGUGGUGCAGUGCAUACUCUCCAGCACGUCCGAGUUCAUGAAGGCCAACAUGGCCUCGGCGGCCGUGCUACUUGGCAUCAUGCCCUUCGCCCUGUCUGUGCUGGGAUCCAGUAGCGAGGAGAGCGCCCUCCUGUACGUCAUCGGCCGCCGCCCGCUGCUGACCACGUUGCUGCUGGCGGGCGCGCCCGUCGUGGUCGCUCUCCGGCCGUUCGAGUACAAGGACCCCGUUGGCAUCCUCCGCGCGCGCGAGGGCCGCUUCUACAGCUUCCACAUCGGGCCCUCGUGGGUUGUCCUGGCCCUCGAGUACAUCGUCGCGCUCGCCUCGGUCGCCAACGUCGUCCACGUCACGUACGGCCUCGGCGUCGGCGUGACCACCAUGAUCCUGCCGGACUCGAGCUACCUGCCGGGAUUGUGGGCCGCCACGGGCAUCGCCGUGCACGUCAUCGGCGCGCUGUGCCUCAAGUCGCGCCUGCGACUGCUCACCCCAGAGCGCGAGCCCAUCCUCGCGUCGGAGCUAACCCUGUCGACUGACAAGCGCAUCACGGUCGAGACGGUGCCCGAGACCAAGCGCUUCCUCCUCCUCUCGUGGCUCACCUCCACCUCGACCACUUUCCACGUCAUCUUCGGCACCCUGGCCUUCUCCAGCAUGCAGUUCAUCUCGGUGCGCGACGCCUUUGGCGUCAUCGGCCGCUACACGGCGUCUGUCACCAUCUGCCGCGUCGUGCUCAUGUACGAGCUGUCCGGGCUGCGCACCGCGGUUGAUGGGGGCAACUCGAUGAUGCCGCCGCCUGCUGAUGAUGGGCAGGAUCCUGUUGAUGGGUUGAAGGCGGGGCCGCGUGUGUUUACGUUUGCGCCGUGA
Chaetomium globosum CBS 148.51 is the source of this 1071-nucleotide messenger RNA. RefSeq lists its product as uncharacterized. NCBI's taxonomy places the organism in Eukaryota, Fungi, Ascomycota, Sordariomycetes, Sordariales, Chaetomiaceae. Bases 1 to 1071 code for a protein of 356 amino acids. The record is from RefSeq and is a predicted model, not a curated record. The transcript has a single exon.